AUUUUUUCUUAAUGCAAUUUUUACCAUAACAAAAAAUAAGAAGAAAAACGAUCAUUCUCAUCAAGAAAAAUAAUUGAUAGAAGUAGAGCAGUGCAAUUCAAGAGCAAGUGUUCUUCAUAGCAGAAGAGUGUUUAAAAGAACUAACACUAAUAAAGGUGAUGGAUAGGUAUGAGAAAGUGCAGAAGCCAAGAAAUGAGAGUCCUAUAAAGGAAAAUGAAAUAAGAAUAACAACACAAGGCAGAUUGAGGAACUACAUUACUUAUGCAACCAAUCUUCUUCUUCAGGAGAAAGGAUCUAAAGAAAUUGCGCUCAAGUCUAUGGGCAGAGCCAUUAGCAAAACAGUAAUGAUAGCGGAACUAAUAAAGAGAAAGAUCGCUGGCCUUCAUCAGAUCACAUCAAUUGGUUCAACUGAUAUCACUGAUACGUGGGAACCUGUAGAAGAAGGACUUCUUCCCCUCGAGACUACUCGUCAUGUGUCAGUCAUAACAAUUAUCCUUUCAAAGAAGGUGUUAGAUACUUCAUCAAUCGGGUACCAGCCACCUAUUCCAGCAAAUCAAGUCAGACCACUAACUGAAUACGAUUAUGGAGGAGAAGGGCGUUUAAACAACGAUGGUGGGCUAGGAUAUGGUGGAGACGCUGGAUGGAAAGGAGGGCGUGGAUAUAAUGGUAGAGGGCGAACUGGAGGAAGAGGUGGUGGUUAUCGUGGGCGUGGUAACAACUAUGGUGGAGUAGCUGGUUCAAUGCCCAUUCAAGGCCAGGGUCGGGGCCAAGGACAAGGACAAGUACAAGGCCGGGGUAGAGGUCGUGGUCAGGGUCAAGGUCAAGGUAUUAAAUCAAAUGGUCCUGCCCGGGCAUCGGUUGCAUAUGUGUGAAUGUUAGGACAGGUGGUCGAUCACUUGCCAUUUUUACGAGGUGUCCGUGCUUGUGUUCACCAAAAUUUAACAGAAACUCAAGACUAAUACACCUUUCAUUCUUUUAGUGCACAUCUGAAUUAUCUUUUAGUGAAAUUAAAACGUUUCUUGAAUUGGUGUUAACCUUAUAGUAUAAAUUUUCUUCCCCUUUAGCUGUGAAA
Capsicum annuum is the source of this 1072-nucleotide messenger RNA. RefSeq names its product glycine-rich cell wall structural protein 2-like. Lineage: Eukaryota; Viridiplantae; Streptophyta; Magnoliopsida; Solanales; Solanaceae. The record is from RefSeq and is a predicted model, not a curated record. The transcript has 9 exons. Gene Ontology annotation, molecular function: RNA binding. Bases 159 to 872 code for a protein of 237 amino acids.